Cololabis saira (Pacific saury) is the source of this 2350-nucleotide messenger RNA. It is a transcript of the gene klf17, whose product is annotated as Kruppel like factor 17. The transcript is spliced from 3 exons. Gene Ontology annotation, molecular function: RNA polymerase II cis-regulatory region sequence-specific DNA binding; DNA-binding transcription factor activity, RNA polymerase II-specific. Lineage: Eukaryota; Metazoa; Chordata; Actinopteri; Beloniformes; Belonidae. Bases 110 to 1480 code for a protein of 456 amino acids. The record is from RefSeq and is a predicted model, not a curated record. Gene Ontology annotation, biological process: regulation of transcription by RNA polymerase II.
GAACUGCUGUCAGCUGCUCGCACGAAACCACUGACUCUAUGGACGCAGAGAGUUGCGUCUGCUCGAGUUUUUAGAUCUUUUUUUUAUUUCUCUCCCCGCAGAGACGACUAUGGCUGCGGCUGAAGCAAUGGUGCCUUCUAUUACGUUUUUCAAAUUGACAGACAAUCUGUCAAAGAUGGGUGAGGUUGCGCGCAGCUCCGCAGGUGGCGCAGACAACCCCAGCUGCAUCGAGGUGGAGUUCAGCAUCGUGCAGUCCCCCGCGCUGCCCCCCAAAGAAGAAGACGAGCUGGGGAAGUUUCUGGACCUCGAGUUCAUUUUGUCCAACACGCUCGGCACCGAUCCCGUCGGGAAUAACGCCAUCGGGAACGUUUCCCCCCCACAGCAGCAGCAGAUGCCGUGCGCGUACUCCCUGCCGAGGUCGCCGGACAGCUGCAGCGGGGGUUACCUGUCCGACUGCAGCGAUCACGUUUCUCCUCACCUGGCUGGAGGACAGGGCUGCCACGGCACCCUAAACCUCCGGGAACCCACCCCGAUGCGCAGCCUCAUGGCGGAGCUUCUCACCCCUGAUGUGAUCGGCUACCCGAGUGAGAGCUCGCCGGACAGACAGGUCAAGACAGAGUACACCGAACUGAGAUCGUUGAGCCAAGUCUCCAUCCCGUCAGCUCCCGCGCACCCCAAGGUGGCCGAAUCUCCUUCCCCGCUUGGAUACAAAAUCAAAACGGAGCCUGGGGUUCAGUCUUGCAUGGUGGCUGCUGGCGGGGGGAACUUCAUGGAGCAGGUGUAUGAGAAACAGCCAAUUACGCGCUCCGUGCACCCAGACGUUUUUACGCAGGCGCAGGUUUCGGUUGCGGGCGGGUUGCAGGGGUUCAGCAGGCCACCCGUGCACCAGUCCGCUUUUCACGGACACGCAGACUGCCACAUAGUGCAAAUGAACUCGAGCCUGAGCUCCCAUCCCCAUCCCAAUAAUAGCCACCACCUCCCGAACCAGUUCAUGAACCAUGCGCACCCGUACCACCCGCAUUACGCGCACCAGUUCCGGGGACAGUACGGCGUGCAAGGGGAGCCCGUGCACGUCCACCAGCAGCACCACUCCAGCUCCAUGCAGGGGAUGAUGCUCACGCCUCCUUCCUCGCCGUCCUUGCUGGACUUUUACGAGCACGACGAGGUGGGAUCCAUCAAGCAGCGGCGAGGCCGCCGGUCGUGCGUCAGGAAACGCGCUGCGACGCACAACUGCGAGUUCCCCGGAUGUGGGAAAACCUACACCAAGAGCUCUCACCUCAAAGCGCACAUGAGGACGCACACAGGUGAAAAGCCCUACCACUGCAACUGGGAAGGCUGCGGCUGGAAGUUUGCCAGAUCAGACGAGCUGACGCGUCACUUCAGGAAGCACACCGGGCACAGACCGUUCCAGUGCCACCUCUGCGAGCGCGCCUUCUCCCGCUCCGACCACCUGGCCCUCCACAUGAAGAGGCACAUGUAGGCCUCUCCUGGCUGCUGGUGCACAUCUCUGCGUCAAGGGAUCCUGGACAUGAUCAAUAAAUAACCAGGAGGUGGCUUAUUCCUGCUACUGACUGUCCCAAAUGAAUGUUGCAAAGGGGCCUAAUGUGCUUUGUUAGGUAAUGCAAGUUUACUGCUGGGAAACAGGUGGUGUUUUUUUUUUUUUUUUCUUUCCAAAAGUGCCUCAGACAAGCAAGUGCCUCUGAUGUUUUUGUAUAUAUAUUUGUGCAUACAUGAAAAACACUAGCUAAGUUAUACUAGUUUAGUAUUUAAGACAUUUCCUCACCCUCUCUCUUUAUAAUAAGUUAUUGGUUGUUGGUGAGUGCCUUAAUGAGAUUGCUUGUUUUCUCACUGUGGGCAGGACCCAGAAUUUUGUAUAUACUGAUGUGUAUUUUUCCAAUGUUUACAUGUUCUGUCUUUGAGACUAUACUCAAAUCAGAUCAGGGUUUCAGUCGUGACUUUUAAAAAAUGAUGUCUUCUCAAUAGAUGCAAUAGAUUUGUUGCCUGUUGUUGGCUCCACUUUAGGUCUUUUCUUCAGUUUUGUGAAUAUUUGCUUGAGCGGUGACCAACACAUGCAGGCUGUAACAAUCCAGAAAUACCAGGUAGUGCCAGCCCACACUCAUUUUACUCAGUUCAUCUACAGCUCAUAACAGGCCCAGACAUGAGUUUUGUCAAGGAGAGAUUAAAUGUUUUUUUUUUUAUUUUGUUUUAAGAAUGAAGAAAUACACACUGUAACCAAUGGUUAAACUGCUAUACUUGAAAAUGAAUUGUAAGCUUACAUGUAUAAUUCUCCUGGAAUGCAAUUGUUUUAUAUGCACUCAAGGGCUUAAUAAUAAAAGUACUUUUACAAUUA